Ixodes scapularis (black-legged tick) is the source of this 3001-nucleotide messenger RNA. RefSeq names its product E3 ubiquitin-protein ligase UHRF1. Gene Ontology annotation, biological process: protein ubiquitination; negative regulation of gene expression via chromosomal CpG island methylation. NCBI's taxonomy places the organism in Eukaryota, Metazoa, Arthropoda, Arachnida, Ixodida, Ixodidae. The record is from RefSeq and is a predicted model, not a curated record. Bases 189 to 2495 code for a protein of 768 amino acids. Gene Ontology annotation, molecular function: protein binding; ubiquitin protein ligase activity. The transcript has 16 exons.
AGCAACAUUGUAUCGAAUAGCGGCAAAAGGGAAAGUUUUGGCGCCGAAAUUACCGAAACUAGCUGUCAGCAUUUUCCGCAACUCGUUGUCAGCGCUCGUAAGUUCAUUAGUGAGCACGUAACGUGCCGCGUAUCAGUAUCUCCUCCUUGUCUGUCCUCCUCAAAGACUCGGCGAGUUCUGCGGCCAAGAUGUGGAUCCAGGUGCGAACGAUGGACGGCGCCAAGUCCUCGCGGAUCGACGGGCUGUCCAAGCUCACAAAGAUCGAGGAGCUUCGACUUCGCGUUCGGGACGAUUUUGAAGUGGACACUCCGCUGCAGAGGCUCUUCUACAGGGGAAAACAGUUGGAAGAUGGCUACACACUGUUCGACUACGAUGUGGGCCUCAACGACAUCAUCCAACUGCUGGCCAGGCAGGCGCUUCCAGAACCGGCUGCCCCUGUACCUAAGGAGGAACAGCCCAAACAGGAGCCUGAAAACGCUGUUGCAGGAUCGUCUGGAGCAGGGAGAGAAUGCAACAAGGAGCCUGAAAAUGCUGUUGCAGGAUCGUCUGGAGCGAGGAGCAAAUACUACAAGGUUGGAGGUUUGGUGGAUGUGCUCAAUUCGACGCAUGGUGCCUGGUUUGAGGCAAAGAUCAUCAACAUUGUGAGGAAGGAGUCUACUGAGCCAGAGCCGACCCCGGAAGAGUCUGCAUCGCGGCGCACUGCCGAAGACGACGACGACGUCCUCUACUGCAUACAAUUCGAUGACUACGAGGACGAGAGGGUGACCGUGCCGCUGAGCAGCAUCCGUCCCCGUGCUCGGCGACUGAUUCCCUUUGCUGACGUAUCCGUGGGGGAUGCGCUGAUGGCCAACUACAAUGUGGAGGAUCCCGAUGAGCUGGGCUUCUGGUACGACUGCGAGGUGACCGCCAAGAGGGCCACCCGCACUACCAGGGAGCUGUCGGCCACCGUCUAUGUCGGGGCAAGUAGAACACCUCUCAACAACUGUCGCCUAAAGUUCUGCGACGAGCUCUUCGCCAUCGAGGGGCAUCCUACCAUCACCUCUGAGGAAUGCGACAAGCUUCCCGAGUCGCCCGUCAAGCGUCGCCUGCAGCCGGACUGCACCCACUGCGGGGAUCGGCCCGAGCGCAAGUGCCGCCACUGCGCCUGCUGCCGGUGCGGGGGCAAGGAGGACCCCAGCAGGCAGCUGCUGUGUGACGAGUGCGACAGGGCCUUCCACCUCGGCUGUCUGGACCCGCCCCUGGAGGAGCUGCCGCAGGAGGACACCUGGUUCUGCCCGGAGUGCAAGACCGACACGUCGGAGGUGGUGCAGCCCGGGGAGGGGCUGAAGGACUCGAAGCGCAAGGCCAAGCUGCCGUCUGCGGCCCCCAAGGCGGCCAGGGACUGGGGACGGGGCAUGGCCUGUGCGGGGCGCACCAAGGAAUGCACCCUGGUGCCCCCCAACCACUACGGGCCCCUGCCCAACAUCCCCGUGGGCUCCUGCUGGAAGUUCAGGCUGCAGGUGUCGGAGUCUGGCUGUCAUCGUCCUCCCGUUGGCGGCAUCCACGGUAGGGAGUCCGAUGGAGCGUACUCCAUCGUGCUCUCCGGGGGCUACGAAGACGACGCCGAUGAUGGCGACGAGUUCCUCUACACGGGGAGCGGGGGCCGCGACCUUUCGGGCAACAAGCGUACAGCCGAGCAGUCUUGCAACCAGGAGCUCACCAAGUACAACAAGUCACUGGCGCGCAAUUGUGCGGCUGAGUUAAAUGCCAAGGACGGCGCAGAAGCCAAGGACUGGCGGGCCGGGAAGCCCGUGCGAGUCCUGCGAAGCUACAAGGGACGCAAGCAUUCCAAGUACUGCCCAGAAGAAGGCUGCCGCUACGACGGCAUCUACAAGGUGGUGAAGUACUGGCCAGAGAAAGGCAAGUCCGGGUUCAUUGUCUGGCGUUUCCUGCUCCGGAGGGACGACCCCACCCCUCCCCCUUGGACUUCCGCUGGCAAGAAGCACAUAGAGGAGCUGGGCCUCACAAUGCAGUAUCCCGAGGGGUACCAAGAGCCUCAGAAUGGGGAAGAACACAACUCGGAGAAUGAAGUUCCUGCCAAGAAGGGAAAGCGCUCCCGAGGGGGCGCAUCGGAGGCGUCGUCUCCGACCCCCAAGAAGCAGCGUGCGGCCAGCUUCUCCCUGGAGGCCCCCCUGGCCAAGCAAGUGCGGGCGGACGCCUGCAACGAGCGGCUGUGGCAGGAGUGCCUGACCCUGGGCAAGGGGCGCCAGGCAUUCCUCGACCGGGUGCAGGAGCUCUUCACCUGCGUCUGCUGCCAGGAGCUCGCCUACCUGCCGGUCACCACGCCCUGCUCCCACAACCUGUGCCAGGGAUGCCUUAAGAGAUCCUUCAAGGCAGAAGUGUUCUGCUGCCCAACCUGUCGCAAAGACCUUGGCAAGGACUACGAACUCAAAGUGAACACGACGCUUAGUGGAGUGCUGCAGGCGCUGUUUCCUGGCUAUGAAAAUGGCCGAUGAGCUUCACGUGUGUCCUUGGCACUGGCCGCCAUGUUUCUGGGCCGAACUUUGAAAUGUGACUCUUACGGUCGUGCUCCCAGUUCUGUGUUACAAGUGGUCCUUUUUUUGUUAGUGUAUCACAGAUGAAUAUGUGCACCAUGGCGUCUUAUGUGUGGAACAAUUGUGACAAGCAAUUGCGUUUGUUAGCGUGAUUUACCUGGGUGGGGAAAAGUAAGCUUUCUUCCAAACAUUUAGUUUCUUUUUGUGUUUAAACAUUUUCUUAUAUGUUCUGUUCAACCAUCAAAGAGUCAUGCAUAUUUUGAUUAAUUUUCCAUAGUGAUGAGACAACUAUUUUGUGGCGUUUCUAGUUAUGUGAAACGAAAUCCCAAGUAGUAGUAUCUUUGUGUCCAGGCUACUUGUGUUUUGAUAUGCAAGUUCUGCAAAUUCGCUCAUUCCAAUUGUUAGUUUUUGUGAGUUGGCUGUGAUUUGCUGUGAAUCUGAACAAAGUUAUCCCUAAUGCAGCUUUA